UAGUGGAAACUGGAUAGAAAAUGUCUAUAAUAUUGCACCUUGGAAAGCUGUGACUUUUAUUGAGCUAAGAUCCAGAUCUGACUUAGGCAAAGCCAACACAUCACCGCAGACCACCAUCCUCCCAGUUCUGAGAGUCCCAAUAAACUGUCCAAGAAACAUAAGCUUGUUGGCCUUUGACCCGGAUGGAGAUGAUGUUAGAUGUCGAUAUGCAUCCAAUUUGACAGAGUGUGCCUCUUGCCAGACUCCAUCUGUCCUCAACCUAUCAACUUCCUGUACUUUAUCAUUCGCCGAAUCUCAAAACAGCACCCAAGGUUCAUAUGUAGUCCAGAUUGUGAUGGAGGACUUUGCCAGGCAGACCAUCACCCUGACCCAAACUGAUGGUUCUCAGGUUGGGAGAACUACUGAUGAUCCCAUCAGUAAAAUACCCAUCCAGUUUGUUUUAAAAGUGGAUUCUGCAGCACCAUCUUGUAUAGAAGGCCUCUAUCUGCCCAGGUUCGUGAGUCCAACUCCAAAGAACGGAGUAAAGCUCUACAGUUCUGUAAAUCAGGUGCUGGUAAUCCCUAUCAAAGGGGAGGCAACUCAUUACAUGUCAACUGAGCUUCUUUUCAGCGGACCAUACAAUGUAGUUAAGAAUUCAUUGGGAUCAGGAAACUUUUCUCUGUCCUGGACACCCUCUACAACUGAAUAUGGAGAAAGCCACCCCAUCUGCUUUAUCAUUCAGGCGAGUAACUCCAGUUCUGUGUAUCAGUCUGAGCUUCGUUGUGUCAUUGUAAUAGUUGGAGAAGAGUCCAACCAUGACUACGGCUAUUAUGAUGCCCUUACCUUUUACUACAAUUCAAGCCCCAACAGCAACUACAGCUACACCCAUACCUACUACAACAACCCAAUACUCAUCAACAAACACAACUUUGACAGCCUUACCUACAACAACCCCACCCUUCAUAACAUCUACAUCUUUACCAAUGCUGACUACGAGAACCACACCUUCAACCACAUCUUCAGCUGGGACAACAAUACCUAA
Messenger RNA from Cyprinodon tularosa, 1021 nucleotides. RefSeq lists its product as uncharacterized. The record is from RefSeq and is a predicted model, not a curated record. Bases 335 to 1021 code for a protein of 228 amino acids. Lineage: Eukaryota; Metazoa; Chordata; Actinopteri; Cyprinodontiformes; Cyprinodontidae. The transcript is spliced from 7 exons.